AUGCCGGGGACAGAGGAGAGCAUCAAGGUUGCCGUUCGGGCGCGGCCCUUGAACCAGCGGGAGAAGAAGCUCAAAUGCGAUAUCGUCGUAUCGAUGAGCGGAAAGACCGUCACAGUGAGUCCAGAAAGGAACCCGAAGCACUUCACCUACGACUACACGUUUUGGUCCGUGGGUGAGGGGCAAGGUACACAAGAAGAGAUUUUCGAGGACAUUGGCACCAACAUGGUGUCGAAUGCUGUGGAUGGCUUCAACUGCACCCUCUUCGCGUAUGGGCAGACGGGCAGUGGCAAGAGCUACACCAUGAUGGGGGGCGGCCCGGCCGAUGUGGAGGACGCAGGUGUCAUCCCGCGGAUGAUCAACGGCCUCUUCGAAGAGAAGGAUCGGCUCGAAGAGGAUGCCCUGGUCGAGCUCCAGGUUCGCAUUUCCUACCUGGAGAUAUACAAGGAGCAGGUCACCGACCUUUUUGCAGCCCUCAGCGCGAACAAGGAGUCAAAGGGCGAGAACCUGAAGAUCAUGGAGCACCCCAAGUUGGGUGUCUAUGUAAAGGGCCUCUACCUGAUGCCCUGCGCCACGAAGUCGGACGUCAUGAGCAACUUGGAGUAUGGUCUCAAGAUGAGAACCAUCGCUGCCACGAACAUGAACCAAAGCUCCUCGCGCUCUCACGCGGUCUUCACCAUCAUCGUGAAUAGGCUCGAGGGGGAGCGCCCCAAGGGCAAGAACGGCAAGGACGAGCGCAAGUCCCUGCAUGCCAAGAUCAACCUCAUUGAUCUCGCUGGAAGCGAGCGCACAUCCAAGGCGCAGACCGAGAACGAGCGCUUGAAAGAAGGCUGCGCCAUCAACCAGAGCUUAUCUCAGCUUGGCUUGGUGAUCAAGAUGUUGACGGAGCAGAGCAGCGGUGGGUUGAAAGCCCCCAUGUUCCGUGCAUCCAAGCUUACCUUCCUCCUGAAGGACUCACUGGCAGGCAACUCAAAGACCUGCAUGAUGGCCACGGUUUCACCCGCCAGCGACAACUACGAUGAGACUGUCUCGACAUUGAGAUUUGCCUCGUCGGUCAAAAGCAUUAAGACAGUGGCUGUUCAGAACAAGAACAAAAAGGAUCAGCUCAUCGACAACUUGCAGCAGGAGAUGCGGCUGCUGAAAGCGCAGAUGGCAGCCGGAGGGCUCAACGUGGCGGAGGCAUCGGAGCAGCUGAAGGAGCGCGAGAGACUUAUCAAGGAGCAGACGCAGCAGGACUUUCAGGAAGAGCUGAAGGCCGCCCGCGAGAUGAGCAGGGCACGAGAGAAGGCCCUGGAGGAGAGCGGCCUUUCACACGGGCACAUCACGGAGGCCUUCGGAAUCAGCAAUGGUCAGCCUUACAUGGUGAACAUGGCCUUUGACCCCAUGCUUGCCGGAUGUUUGAUCUACUUGAUCCAGGAGCACAAGCCAACAACGAUGGGUGCCAACAAGGAGAACACCAUCGUGCUGAAAGGCUUGGGAAUGCCAGAUUUCUUAUGCCGAAUUGAUGUGCUGGAGGCAGGUGGGGUGAGCCUCACGCGGCUGUCCGACGGUACACGUGUUGCCGUCAAUGGGAAGCUGCUGGAGCAGAACCAAAUGCGGGAACUGCAAAAUGGUGAUCGCAUCUCGCUGGGCCGCACAUAUGUCCUCAAGCUUGUCUAUCCUGGCGAGGGGGCCGCCCUUAACCAGGAUGACCUGGUGCUGCAGCGAGAUGACACGGACACAACCGAGCUGGAAAACUCUCCAUCCUGGAAGAGUCUGCAAGACUACGUGGGGCAAGUUGUGCGCCAGAUGUCAGCACCGAUGGCCUCGACUUUGAUGGAAGAGAUCAAGCAAGCCUGCCGCCUUACAGACGAGGCCAACGAAGUGACCGUGGAGUGCCGAUCUGGGUCUGACGCUCUGCACUUUGAGGUGGACCUGACGAGCACGUUCCCUCCGUGUGUUACCAUCCGCGUUCUGUACUGUGACUGCGACGAUGGCCCGGGCUGCACGAAUGAGGAACACUGGAAGAACAAGUACAUCUGGUCUGUCAGUCAGCUCGCAGAGCGGCUGGAGCGCAUGAGAGACUACUGGAGGCAGAAGGAUAGCAGUGGUGCGAUGCCAGAGCUCCCACCCCUCGAGGACCCUUGGCACGAGGCGGAGGCAGCGGAGAUCUUCCAGCGGAUGCGACACCUGGAGAGUGUGGUCCUGGAGGCCGAGAAGGCUUUCAAGGUGUCCCAGGAAUCGCAGCCCCUGAUGCUCAGGAUAAUGAACUCCGAGGACUCCCUCCGGCGCCUGAUCUUCGGGCUCUGGAAGUCCUGUGUGAGCGCCGGGAAGAGGGAGCGCAAAGCGUCCACUGGCCGGGCGGCUCUGGUUAAAACCCCCACGGGUCGGAUGAGGACAACGAUUGUGCUCGACAAGCCUCUGGUUGGGCGCAAGGACUCGAAAAGCCGUGGUAGCACCACGCCGCAAGCGACGUCUUCUGGGAGGAGGAAGACCUUGAAAUUCGGAGCCGAGAAGGGUGCAGAGCGGCAGGAGCCGCGGACGCCUCGAAGGAGCGCUGCCCAGGCCGAUCCUGGCGGCGUGGAGACUGGCCCAGCGCAGCCCGAGCCGGAAGCCACGCCCGAAGAGCCGCGGCGGCCCGAUGUCGAGAUGGUGGAGCUGCAGCGGCAACUCGACGAGUCUUGCCAGCAGAAGGCGGCCAUGGAACACCAGCUGGAGGUUGCCUAUGAGUUGGUCGACGAGCUCCGGGGUCGUUUGGUGGAUACGCUGGAGCAGAAGCCGCCGCAGCCGCAGCCGGCCGAGCCCUCCGUGGUGGGAGCUGUGAAGGAGAAGCUGGGCAUGCGGUGUGAUCCGGAGCUGCAGCCAAAUGAAAGCAAUUCUUGCCUGCUAGCUCAAGCGGAUGCCUUGGCUUUGGCGUCCCGAGCGGCCCUGGACGCAGCAAAGGCUGUGCAGCGGGCGAAGUACCAGAGCGGCAUCGCGGCCCUCCCCUGGAGCUCUUCGCGACUGGCGGCGCGCGUGACGCGCCCAGGCUUGCAGCUUCCGGCUCGCAGUGUCAGCCCGGCCACGCCUCGAACUCGUCCAGUGAGGUGGACGCAGUCCUAUCCCAGGGUUGCACAAGUUGCACAGCCCGGCAUCGCGUGUGCCGGCAGGCCACCCCCAGAACGCUCACAACCGGUCCACUUCCCAGGUCAGCCGAUCUACCCCGUGGCCUGGGCUCCCGCCGAACAACCGACGCCUGUCCUCCGCGCGCCGACCACCUUCAUACAGCCUGGGCGGAUGGGAAUGGGAAUGACCGGGUUGAAGAUGGUGCAGGUCCACCAACCAGCCCCUCAGUCAACACCUGCGAGCCCUUCGCCCACUGCACGGACGCCACGGCAAUACCCGGAUCCUGCACCUUACUGGGGCACAUCAAGUCCACGCCUGCCGAAUGCCACUGCACCGGCAUUCUAUGCCCCGCCCCUCACGCAGUCGACGUCGGCGGUUUCAGACACCAGUUGGCUGUGGUCUCAGCCAGACCUGGGCGCUGCACAAGCACCGAGAUCUGCGCCGCUGCGCCGGCCCAGCAGCAGUGCCCUUUCCACCGGGGUGACUUCUCUGAUGCAGGAACCGCGCACCUCCAACGAUGGCAAGGCGGAGGGCUCCUCGUCGGGCUGGUUUCCUCUUGCCCACGCUGGCGUUGACAGCAGUGCAGAGUGCUUGAAGGUGGCUCCCGACCUGUUCCUGGUACGGGUACCUGACGCUGGGGCAGAGGUGGACCGGCCUGCGCAGGACGUCAACUGCUGUGGCCUUGGAGAUACGCUUGCGGCCUCGAUGCCACGGCUACGGGGCAUCGCACAUCUCUGA
This is a messenger RNA of Symbiodinium natans, 3819 nucleotides long. Lineage: Eukaryota; Dinophyceae; Suessiales; Symbiodiniaceae. The record is from the annotation of a GenBank genome assembly.